AUGUCUACAGACCUCGACUUCCUCGACGAGGUGGUAGCCUUCUUAGCUUCAGAUAGCCUUCCCGCCACUACAGCGAAUGGAGUUGAACUCGUAAAGGAGCAGAACUCAACGAGGAAGUCGCACUCAGUUCCGUUUAUAGACAUCGAGUCAUGCGUUGAUGUUGACCAGGAUAACAAGCGCGAUAGCAAUCCGUACAAAAUGAAAUCAAAGCGAACAACGCAGGGUAACGACUAUCGUCCAAAGAGAUACCGCGAUCGUGUGAAGAAUGAGCGUCAAGAGCUAAAACGAGUGGAGAAGGAGCUGAGUUUGAAGAAGCAGGAACUCAUCGACGCCAGAGAAGGCAGGAAGACCACAAAACCCACUGAUUUGGCACUAUCGACACCAUUCUGGCAGGAGAUGGCAACUCGACAGCGAGAAGAACGAGAACAAGCAGAAAUGGAGCAGAAGCGUCUUGUUGCAGCGGUACAGUCACAAGCGUCCUACAUCGAGAACUUCUGUGCAAUACUACAUGAAAGGCCUAGUAUCUCUCGUGCUGGUAGAGACGCAAAGCAAGUCGACGAUGACAAAUAG
Messenger RNA from Phytophthora nicotianae INRA-310, 570 nucleotides. RefSeq lists its product as hypothetical. NCBI's taxonomy places the organism in Eukaryota, Oomycota, Peronosporomycetes, Peronosporales, Peronosporaceae. The record is from RefSeq and is a predicted model, not a curated record. The transcript has a single exon. Bases 1 to 570 code for a protein of 189 amino acids.